GCUCGAGCUUGUGGGUUUCUCUUUCUCUCAUCACAGGAGGAGUGUCACUCGUUGUUUUUCCUCGCUCAAUGUGUUAACAGAAGGAUUACAAUCACUGGUAUGGAUAGCCAAUCCUUGCGGGACUUAAUUCGUUAAGGGUGGCUUUGUUUGUCUCUGGAAAAACAGUGGACUUUAUGCGCUAUAUAGCCUAUUUAUUAUUCAAAGUGGCCAGAAUUGCUCGCGGUGGGUUACUUUUUUUUUUUUACACUUUAUGUGUUUUCCGGUAAAUGUAGUUGGGCGUCAAAAGUUUAGAAACAGUAUUGUUAUUUUGGGAGAGCUUUCAAACGAAGCUUGAACUCAGCAUGACCAGUCUCGAGGCGGUUGUAAGCGCGAAUUACGAUGCUGUUCAAUUUUUAAAAAGACGGCAGGGACAGAGCUGUAUUCCUAAUGCCUGAUGUGAAAUCCCCCUGUGGCUUUGAGGAGCACGGAUGAGAAUGAGCACGGAUCUGGAGCGCGUUUCUCUCAAGUCGGGCACAAACUCGCUGGGCUCCGGUGGCCGCGCGUUAUCCGUUAACGUCAAGAAGUUGCACAACGCGCUUAAUGUGCUGCUCAAUGACUUCGAACGGGAGCAGUUCAUCCACUGCCUCAAUGUUUACCACGCUAAGCGUAAUGUCUUCGAUCUCGUGCAGACUCUCAAAGUCAUUCUUAUCACGCCCAACAAACGCCAACUGCUACCCAUGCUGCGCCUGGUCAUACCCCGGUCAGACCAGCUGCUGUUCGACCAGUACACGUCGGAAGGUCUGUAUCUGAAAACGGAUCUGCUAGCAAGCAGUACCAAUCAUGAGUGCUCGCAAGAAAUAAGCAACCAGAAUGCCCAUGCUGGAGCAUCUUCAGUGCACUUUUUCAAUGAGCAGGCCGAUCCCAGUCAGGGAUCUGUGCGCGCAGGUCCCGUUUUCAGCACCACAGCUGAGCGGACAGUUCCAGGGGGCCCUUGUCCAAGCGCCGCGCUGAUGCAGGAAGCAUCUGAUGAGAUUCGGCAAGUUACGCUGAAACGGAGCAAGAGCCACCAAGGCCUGGGCUUCAGCAUACGGGGUGGGUCAGAGCAUGGAGUUGGGAUCUAUGUGUCUUUGGUGGAGCCGGGAUCAUCCGCUGAGAGAGAGGGACUGAGAGUUGGAGACCAGAUCAUGAAAGUGAAUAACAUGGUGUUUGUCCGAGUCACUCAUGGAGAAGCUGUCAAGGUAUUGAAAGGUUCUAAGAAGCUCUCCAUGACUGUCUGUUCCAUGGGACGGAUCCCAGGUGGUUAUGUGACCAAUCAUGUAUACACCUGGGUGGACCCUCAGGGUCACAGUGUGUCCCCACCCCCAGACCUGGUUGAGCAGCAUGGCUCAGGCAGAAGACACUCAGACAUCCAGCAACAUGGACACACACAUGCACAGAAUGAGGCCGCUGAGAAGAGGGUAAAUAUCUCACUAGAUGACGGCCGAUCUCUAGGACUCAUGAUCCGUGGGGGUGCUGAGUAUGCUCUGGGCAUCUACAUCACUGGAGUGGACAGAGGAUCUGCUGCAGAGUAUGGCGGACUAAAGGUAGGGGAUCAGAUUCUGGCCGUCAAUGGCCGUAAUUUCCGGAGUAUUUCUCAUGAUGCGGCUGUGCAGAUCUUAAAGAAUUCCCACCAAAUGCUGAUGGCCAUAAAAGAUGUGGGGCGGCUGCCUCACGCACGCACUGUGGUGGAUGAGACCAAGUGGAUCCCUAGCGCACAGAUUGCUGAGAGCUCAGCCAAUAGCAAUGCCCAGAGUGGUUUAUCUGUUGAUGUUGGAGCAAGUUCGGGAAAGUCAGUCUGGCGUAAAAGUGUUGUGCCUGCGGUCGGAGCAGUGCAUGCUGGUGCGUGGAGUUCACUGGAGGAACAGGCAUACAUGCUUUUGACAGAGACAGAAAGACAGACCAUGAGCUAUUACAUUCAAGAGUACCAGCGCGACCAUAUCGGAGUAGAGGCUCUGGCGAUGGCCCUGUUUGAACUCUUUAACACUCAUGCUAAGCUGUCCUUGUUGGCUGAGGUGCGGACUCUGAUCUCUCCACAGGAUCUGAAGCGUUUCGAUGGGCAGGUGGUACAUCGUGAAAUGGAGGCAUGGAGAGCCCGGCAUGGAGGCCCAGGACUGCUACAACCCGAUUCUAUCUGUUUCUCGCAUCCAGAGGGACACACUCCCUCAGCCUGCCAGAUGACCCCUGCUGUCCCUGACUUCAACAAGACUGAGUGCAGGUUGGAUGGAGAUUUGAUGCCUCUUGAGAGUCUGAAUGCUCUUCCUUACAAUGAUCUGGACAAGUUGCAGUCCUCAUCUGAGUCACCACCCUCUUUCAAGCCUCCCCCUCCACCUGCUCAAGGCCAUGUUCAUCACGGAAGCCCUAAAGGUCAGACCAAACGCCCGUCAUCCAAACUGUCCCAGUCCAACCUUCUAUUUACCGCCUCCUGUAGGCGGCACCAGGAAAGCCACGCCCACAAUCACCCUCACUCACACCUGCCCUGCUCUGCCCACAAUUCACCUUGUACCAUCCACCACACCUCCUCCACCUGCUCUGUCUAUCACACUCCUCCACCUUGUUCUCUCCAUCACAAUUCCCCACUGUCCUCCUACCAUGCGAGCCCUUCAUCUGGACCAUUGACGACAGACCUUGUUCAGUUUCUGAUGAGCAGGCAAGCAGCAGUGCUUUCCCCACAUCCAGGGUCUCCUAAUCAUUCUCGGGAAGGCACGCCAACCCCCAUGAUCUCUCCACAUUCUUCACCAUCCCUUUCUCCUUCGCUGCAAAUGCCGUUGCCACCCCCCUGUAGCCCAGAAAAGCCAAAGGGCUCCCCCUCUACACACUCCUAUGGUGAAGCCCAAAGCAGCCCACUGCACGCUGAGCCUGAGACGGCAGAUGAAAGACCCCAGCCCCAGCUGCGAGGAGCCACGCUGUCCCAGCUGUCAGACAGCGGGCAGACUCUGAGUGAGGACAGUGGAGUGGACAUUGCAGAGGCUGGAGGGUUGAGUAAGGACAGCAGUCCGCGGCCAGGUAAACCUCCCUUCCUGCAGGUCAUAGGGGACUUGCGCAGACUGGAAGGACUUGCACAGGCUGCAAAUCAGAUGGGAAUAAUGGAGCCUACUCUUGUACGGGUGCCCAAGUGUGCCAGCACAUUGGGUAUUGCUGUUGAAGGGGGUGCCAACACCAGACAGCCUCUGCCACGCAUUGUGACCAUACAGAAUGGGGGCUCUGCACACAUCUGCGGGCAGUUACGGGUGGGUCAGGUGAUUCUCAAGGUGAACGGUGUGUCACUUAAAGGCAUGGAGCACCGGGACGCAACUCGGGUCAUUGCUGAGGCCUUUGGUAAGACCAAAGACAAGGACCACGUCGACUUCUUGAUCACAGAGUCCUCCACUCUGUAGAAGUCAUCCCUCAAGAGACUUUGCACACUACUAGAUGACACUGCAAAGAACUUGCAUUUACUGAACGAGUCAUACUUGUCAUAUCUGAGUCAUAAUUAGCUUGGAGUUCAAGAGCCAUCACACACCCACCUUGCAUCUUAUGCUCUCGCGACAACAGCGUGCAGUCAGGCUGUCUGGCUUGGUUAAUGACGUCCACCACAGAAAUACAUUUUAUGAUCUUAGCAUGUCCCAGUAUUUGAACUGCAGGCCGUGAAUGAAAGCCAAAAUUGUAAUGUAAAUGGGUUUGUUAUGUUAAGGGUUUUAGGUUUGAAUUCAGCCUAUUAAAUAUUUCCACAUAUACUGUAUAUCUCUAAAGCCACAGCUUCAUCUCUGGUCUCCUCUCGCUUCAAGGACAACUUACCAUCCACAGACAAUGACAAAAUGGAUAGCAUUUAAAAUCCAGUGUGAGAGCGUGACAUGAUUAUUGGUAAGUGGAAUAUCAAUCUUAAACAGUCUUUAAACAGAUGCUCAUACAAUUAAAAUGUUAAAUGAAAUGAAGUCAACGUAUAAGCAAGGAUGUGAUUGCUAAUAUGCCAUUGAAAUACCCAUAUUGAUCUACCAUUAAUCUAAACUUUCAGGAGGAUGCCUCCCCCUUAAUGUCUGUGGUGGUUAUCAUAUUAUCAAAUGACACAGUCUUUUUUUUUUUGGUAACUGUUUUAAACACUACUACUUUAAACUAAAUGGAGGCAGAUAAUUGUUCCUGGACAGACGGAGAGAGGAGGAGGAUGCCUCUAGUAUCUCAAUACUCAGUGUUUUUUUUAAUCUUUCUUUCUCUCUCUUUGUAUGUCUUGCUCACUCUUUUAAAGUUUUUUUAGUCUCAUGUUAGUGUGCAUACGUAACAGAGAGGUAUUGAAAAUGGGCAUAACAGAUAAACAGAUAAAUAUUAAAUCUUGAAAUUUGUUUGUAAAUGCAUGGCUCAUGAUUAUUCAACAUACAGAGAGAGUUAUUGAAUAUAGGUAAAAUUAUCUAAAGCUUUAUAUAUAUUAUUUAUGUAAUAUAUAUUUUUGUCACAUAUUGUUGAAAUGUUUUAACUAUUUUAAAAACAUAAAAAUAUGAAGCCAAAACAUCACCAGUUAGACUUGAAACGUGGAUGCAUAUACUGUAGCUUUACAACCUAAGAAAUAGAUGUUUUCUCUUUUCCCAUUAGAUGUCCAAAAACCAUAAAUCCAUAAACCACAAACCAUCACACAUAUAGUUUGUCUUUCACUUUGUACAUAUGUCCAGUUUGUUUAUUUGUUGUAUUUUGCAAUGUGAAAUACAUAAUAUUUUAUCUUACAGAAACUGUAAUAUUGUAGGCUAAUUAUGGAGCAGUCCAUAAACCAUGCACAGGA
Xyrauchen texanus (razorback sucker) is the source of this 4762-nucleotide messenger RNA. RefSeq names its product whirlin-like. The coding region runs from base 468 to 3392 and encodes 974 amino acids. The transcript is spliced from 12 exons. NCBI's taxonomy places the organism in Eukaryota, Metazoa, Chordata, Actinopteri, Cypriniformes, Catostomidae. Gene Ontology annotation, biological process: sensory perception of sound; auditory receptor cell stereocilium organization. Gene Ontology annotation, molecular function: protein binding. The record is from RefSeq and is a predicted model, not a curated record. Gene Ontology annotation, cellular component: stereocilia ankle link complex; stereocilium tip; cilium.